This is a messenger RNA of Mizuhopecten yessoensis (Yesso scallop), 5104 nucleotides long. RefSeq names its product kinesin-like protein KIF12. Gene Ontology annotation, biological process: microtubule-based movement. NCBI's taxonomy places the organism in Eukaryota, Metazoa, Mollusca, Bivalvia, Pectinida, Pectinidae. Gene Ontology annotation, molecular function: microtubule motor activity; microtubule binding; ATP binding. Bases 1307 to 4222 code for a protein of 971 amino acids. The transcript has 14 exons. The record is from RefSeq and is a predicted model, not a curated record.
CUGAGUGGCUCCUUCAUGUACAUCGACAUAAACCUUCACUUCCUUUAGGAUUUAAAACAGUUCCAUGUAAGUAGGAUUACAUGGCAUGUGUCGGUAGUGUAAAGGGUCCUCUGUUCAGACAAUAUACCCCGUCACACUAUUGUUGUGUACGGGACUCGAGGAAUAACAGACAGUGUUUAUAGUCCGACUUUAUUUUUAAUGAGAAUUCAUUUGAUAUUUCACCACAAGAUUGGGACACUUGAUCACCUUUGGAAUUUAAUUUGUGUCGCUCGUCAAUACAGUCGGAGUUUAAAGGUGUAUGCAAGAUUACUAGUGUGAGCAUUCUGUGAUAUUACCCAUACACCUUAAGUCUGUAAACCGUUAACAUACACACAUGUACAUUGACUAAUGAUUGGGACAAUUCUGUCGGGAUAAUAAUUCAAGUUUAAGUGUGAUAAGGUUUGAAUAUGUAGUUGUUGAAUGCUCAAAUACCUACAACAGAAGUUUAUGGUAUUCCCGUUUCUGUGAACGCAGAGAAAGGAGGUACAACAUUGGUGUUAUGAAAGAAUUCAAUAGCUUUGAUGGGUUAACAAUCCAGCUUUAUAUGUACAAGUCUACUCUUUUCAAUCAUGAUAUUAUUUACUUCACAAUAUGACAGAAGAAUUAAAUAGUUUUCUCCUUGCUAUAGCUGUGUUUUCUAAAGACCAAAGUCACUUGGCUUGACCCUAUUGUACCAAAAGGAACAUUUUAAAAUGUGCUUGUUGAGAAUAAGAAAGAGACUUUGAGACCGGUGGCGUGGAUUUAAUUGGUUUUGCAGUCAAGUACUCGAUACAGGCUUAUCUAGGCCCACAUUGGAUCUCCACUGAUGCCUGCCUCAGGAUGGUCUAGAUCUUCAGCUUGUUGACCGAGAACUGAUAAUGGCCGGGAGAUUUCGUCCAGGCUACCAAAUGUGAUAUUAAGAUGGUGACACAUAUUGACGACCUAGAGAGAACUCCUGGGUUGCAAACUUCUGACAGCAUUCUAGCAUGAAAACUCAUGAGAAAUUGAUCGGGGCGCUUACAUGCCUGUUGUUACUAGAUCGAGGCGUAUCUGCAUAAUACAUAUGCUAGUAGGAGGUUAAUCAUAUAGUCCAUAAAACUUAAAACGAUAAUACCAGUGGAAACUUGUAGAUUUGUUUAAGUGUCCUUAAAGUUCAGAAAUUGAAGAUUGGAAUAUUGUGAUAAUGCCAUCCCAGUGACUGUUGUAACAGAUGAAACACUUGGGAAGCGAUUAUGACUUUAUAAUAUAGGUAAUUGUUAUUGUGUGAUAGUUAUCAUAUGUCCAAGAAAUGAGGUACCAGUCUGAUGACAGACAACAGCCAAUGUCUGGAGACAGACAUGACUACAACCAACCAGAGUUGAGGGACCCCCCUGUUCAUAACCCAGGGCCCCCUAGGGGACAACAGAGGUACCAUCACCCUGGAGAUGUUCGUCAACGAUAUUACGAUCUGAAAGCAAGUAAUGGACAGGACAGAACACCAAAUCCGGGACAGGAAUAUAAAAGUUCACCACGGUAUGAUAGGGAGGGAAAUAUACCACAAAUAGGGGAUGCUCCCAGAAGGGGAGAUAAUCCCUAUGAUAACUUUAACAGAGGAAGUAAUCCGUCUCGCGACUUACCUAACAUAGACCCACGGUACAGGAGAACUCCACAACCACAGCAACAACACAACUUUGACCAGAGAAAUGUUCAGAGGCAGGAGCCAUAUUAUGAUCAACAACAGAGAUCCCAAGGUGCUAAUUUUCACAGACAAGACACUGAUCGGCAGAGAUAUCUAGACAAAGUUAAUACUCACAGAGGUUCAGACAACUAUGUACCCCAACCGCCUCAUGGGCCUGUGCCCCCCAAUAGACCGCCCCCUCCACCACGUGAUCCACACAACCUAGACAGUCCAGCACGUGGCACACCAAGGCUUUCUCAACCCUACCCAAAUAAUGACCGCAGAAAUCGUGAUCCAUUUGGCUCAGAUCCUUACUUUGAAGAGUCAGCCUCACAACAAUAUAGAGCCCCACCGGCUCCAACUAAUCCUCAGUACAGUGAUAGGUCGCAUCCCCCACCCAGGCGGCUGGAAAAUAACAAUGGCUUAAGACCGUACAGUGAGCAAUUCCCUAACAGAGGGGAGGGUGGGUUGCACCAAAACGAGGGACGGCGGAGCGAGUCCCAGAUUAUAGGAAAUAGAGCUGGAAAAUUGUACUCUAAGGAAAACUCAGCUGUGCAAUAUGUCAUGAGGAGUAAUUCUAGGACAAGAAGUUCUAUCAGGGGGUCAGGGGUCACACGGCCUGCUAAAGCAGCAGUUCAACCUCCUCAGGGAAGACCAGAGGUCAACCAAGGUCAGGCUAGGGUCAAUCCAGGUCAAACUAAUGACAAUGGUAAAACUAGGGACUCUGGUAAUGUUAAAGGAAUAAUGUCAGGUCAGAGGUCAGAUUUAGAAAGGGAAGUUUCACCGAAAAAAACGGUAGAAUUUCAGGAUGGAAAUAAACAGACAAGUCGUGAACUUAAAAUUGUGGAGCCAUUAGAAACAACGAAAAAAGAUUCAAAUAAACCAAAGGUGGAAAGUAUUGGUAGUAAGACUGGUUACGAUUUCCCUGAUGUGGAUGAUUUAAACGAUGUUGAUCUAGAGGAUGUGGAGGGUAUUUAUGAGGAAAAGGAUAUAUAUCUGUGUUACCUAAAGACUGAGCAAGGAGCUCUGGUAGGGCCACUCCGCUUUGACAUCGAAGACAUCAGUAUAGGGCUUCCAAAACCAGACACAGAAUCAGCAGACACACAGGAAGGAAUGAAGAACCGGCAGACAGGGUCACAUGGUCUGAACGAGACCUCAAGUCGAAGUCACAGUAUGAUGUCACUAUCAAUCGACUCCGAACUGCAGGAUCCAGAUGAUGAGAACUUAUAUGUUACAAAACGUGGCAAGCUCACAUUUGUAGAUCUUGCAGGAAGUGAAAAAGUGAAGGAUUCACACUCUACAGCAGAGACCUUGGUAGAGUCUAACAACAUCAACAGGAGCUUACUGGUGUUAGGAAACUGUAUUUCGUGCCUUGGUGACCACAGAAAAAGAGGUGGCCACAUUCCAUACCGGGACAGUAAACUGACCAAACUGCUCGCUGACAGUCUAGGGGGCAGUGGGGUCACACUCAUGAUUGCCUGUAUUACCCCCUCAUCACAUCAUAUAUCGGAGACGAUGAACACAUUAAGGUACGCCAGCCGGGCCAAGAAAAUCAAAACAAAACCGCUAAUCAAGAUGGAUCCUAGAGAAAAAUUGAUUAUGAGUCUAAAGAGAGAGAUAAAAAUACUCAGGAACGAAAACCAAUAUCUGCGUCAACAGUUGGAGUUCCCAGAGAAGACAAAAGUUGCUAUGCAGAAAGAGAGCGAUGAGAAGUACAAGAAUUUCAUGAAAGAGCAAGAAAACAAUAAAGGUGGAGAGAAGCCGAAGAAGGACCCAAAGUCGGAGGAGGCUGGCUUGUAUGAAAUGUUACAGGAAUAUAUGAUUGAGAAUGAGGCUCUCAGGACAGAAAAUGCUGAUCUUCACGCAACGAAAGACAAGAUUCGAAGAGAGCAACAACUUCUCUACAAAGACAAUGAGAAGAUGAUGAAGAGAAUAGAGGACUUAGAAAGAUUAAUUGGUCCUACUGCCUGGCAACGCCCGGCCAUUGACCCCUACAGCCAGCCGUCUUCCAAUGCCCCCUCACAAGUUCAGUCCCCUCGCCAGUCUCCAGCUCUACAGUACCGCUCAGCUCAACCCAGUGGUCAGCCUUUCCCUAUUGGCCAACAAGGACGUUACCCGUCAAAAGAGCAGUAUGUUAUAGCAGCGAGUCCUAAUGGGGCUACCAGGGGCAAGGGUCCCCCUCCGCCUCCUCCACCCAAUAACAGCAAGCCUCGCAGACCCCCUCAUAGACUCGCAGACCCCAUCAUGAGACCUGCUCAAAUACCCCCUGAUCACCAAAAUGGAGGCCCUGCAUAUGAUCACCCACCACCCAGCAUGCCUACACAGCACACGGCAAAUGGACCAAUCAGACAAGAAUCGCCCGCUAGGAUGGAUAGUCGGGCAGCUUCCCAGCUAUCCACCUCAGAAUCAGUGCGUUCCAUGAACGAGAAGCUCAAACAAGAACUGGUGGAGCUGGAAGGGGAAAUAGCUCAUCACCAUAAUGUAAACCAGAGGACAAGGUCUAACCUGUACGGGUCCCAGGCUUCCAUCCGGUCUGGGCCGCGGUGACAGGCGGCACACGAUGCUUAACCUUCCAUACAACCAUAUCAGUGUCUUAUAGGUACAGCUGAGGGGCCACGUGUACAGCUACAGGGCCAUGUGGACAGGCCUCCUUCUUUGGGAUCAUAUAUACAGCAGCAGGGCCUUGAAAUACAGCUGCAGAGCUUUGAGAGUGGACUUUCUCUGUAAGGGCCAUUUGGACAGACCUCCAUAUGGAUCAUAUAUACAUGUACAACUGCAAGGCCAUGCAUAUAAGCCUCCUUCAAAAGAGCUACAUGUACCGCUGCAGGGCCAUGUUGACAGGCCUCGUUCCUCUAUGAAUCAAAUAUAUAUAUACAGCAGCAGGGCCAAGAGAAUAGGGGUUUCUCCAUAGGAGUUGCAUGUACUGCUGCAUAACACAUACAGGACAUCCUUAUAUAUAGGGGCCACAUAUACAGCUGCACGGCCACACAGAAAGGCCUAAGUAUCCAUAUAUAGGGGCCACAUAUACAGCUGAACGGCCACACAGAAAGGCCUAAGUCUCCAUAUAUAGGGGCCACAUAUACAGCUGCAUGGCCACACAGACAGGCCUCCUUCAUACAGGGGCCAUAUAUAUACAGUUGCAGGGCAUUGCAGAGAGGCUUACUCCAUAAAUAUUGGCCACAUGAAGACUUUGGCUAGCUGAGGUCAACCCCUACACAUACAUCUACAAUCACUAAAAGUUCAAAAUGUUUUCAUAUUUUCAAAGUAUAUGAAUAUAUUCUAACUGUUUAUAAGCCUAUGAAUCAAAUGUUAUAUGAGUUUCAGUUUGAUGGGAAUUGGGAUAUUAAGUUCAUGGAAUCCUUAUCCUGUCAGAAAUUCUGUUAUUUAUCUCCAUUAGAUAAAAAAAAACCUAAACCAAAACAAAUUUUU